This is a messenger RNA of Papaver somniferum (opium poppy), 2127 nucleotides long. RefSeq names its product F-box protein At3g07870-like. NCBI's taxonomy places the organism in Eukaryota, Viridiplantae, Streptophyta, Magnoliopsida, Ranunculales, Papaveraceae. Bases 126 to 1244 code for a protein of 372 amino acids. Gene Ontology annotation, molecular function: protein binding. The transcript has 2 exons. The record is from RefSeq and is a predicted model, not a curated record.
UUCCUCUUUGGUCACCCAAAUUAAACCCAAUUUCUCCUCCAAACUCUUGAAAAUCAAAUUGUUAUUCAGAUUUACUCUCUGUCUCUUCUACCAUCACUACUACUUCUCUCUCAACAAAGGGUUUCAUGAUGGGAAGGUUUGACAAUCUCCCGAAAGAUAUCAUACUCGACAUAUUGACUAGGUUACCAACCGAAUGUGUUCUAGACUCCAAAUUGGUUUGCAAACGGUGGAGGGAUGUUGUUCAUCUUCCACCAUUCUCUAAAAUUCACCUGGAUCAUCUGAAAUCUGCUGCUAAUGAUUCUGGUAAGUUGAGUUUUCUUUUCACUUUUUAUGAUCAAGGGAUUAAAGAAAUUUUCUAUGCUGAGUAUGAUGAGAAAUGUCAUGAGAAACCCCUCACUAGAAAAACAAGCAUUAAUUUUGACCCACCAGUUAGGUACAAUUAUUAUUCUGUCUGUUCCUGUGAUGGUUUACUUUGCUUUACUGGAUUGUUUAACGGAGGCAAACGUGCUCGAUUGCAUUAUGGACCUACUUGUAUUUGUAAUCCAAUCACUAGAGAGUAUGUUAUCCUUCCAGAUUAUGAAGGAAAGUAUAGGUGGUAUGGAUUUGGUUACGUUGUUUCGACCAAUGAGUACAAGGUCGUUCGGAUAUCUGAGUCUGGGGGAGACUCGAAUGUUGGCAUUAUUCAGGUAAACACCCUUGGAAGUGGCAUUGGAUGGAGAAAUGCGGGAAUGUUGGACAUUAAUAUGAAAUAUGUUAGAAAAGGUGAUGGUGCGUUCGCAGGUGAAGCUCUUCAUUGGGUGGACACGAAAAGAACCAUUAUUCUUGCUUUCAGUUUGGUUGAUGAAAAGUUUAGUGAACUUCCAUCACCACCACCUUCUUUGGCACGAGCUAGUGUUCCAUAUUUAGAUGUUAAACUAGGGGUUUCAGGUGAUUUUCUAAGUGCUACUUAUUAUAAUGCCAGUGAUUCUGACUUAUGGUUUUUUAAGAAGAAUAAAGAUAAUAGUGACUUGAGCUGGAGUAAAGAGUUUGGUUUCAGGAGUCAUAUAUUACCACCAUUUGAGUUUACGAAGAGUGGCAGGCUUCUGUGUCAUGAGAAUGAAAACAUUUAUACUUAUGAUCCAAAAGCUUCAUUUACUAAACUGGAUGUCAGUUCUGGCAAGGCUGUCUCUGAUGCAAUUCCUUACAAGAAUACUUUGGUUUCAUUGAAAGUAUUAGGUGAAAAGGAUGUAAAAACAAUGGAAUGAUGUGAUAGAGGAAGUUCAACUGAGGAGACACAAAACAGUGACAAACUGAAGAAGCCGCAAAAGAAGCAAGAGAUCUCUAGGUAUUGAAAACUGGAGCGUUUUCGGCUGAUAAGAACUGGUAAUGUGGCUUCUGGGAUGUCCACCCCUCAGGAUGGUUGCUAAAGAAUUUUAACAGCCUGACUCAGGUCCGUAUAUGGAGAUUGGUCAGGAUGAGCUUCAACAGUAUCCAGUGGUAUUGUUACUUUCAUGUCUUCUCGACCUGAGCAGCUUACUUUCUUCUGUAAAUACUUCCACCUACAUGCAGCUAUUCUGAAAAGUUGGCAUCUUUUUACCAAGGCUGAGCAACCUCACAGAACCUUCUAUACGGCAAAAAAAAACUCAGCUAAAACUUUGUAUUUGUCAGGGAGGUUGCCUGCAACAUCUUGAGCCUUGUUACCUUCACAUCUUCGUUUAAAGAUAAGGCAACUUCUCUGUAUUCCUUUGGAGUAGGAACUGCAAGUUUACUCUAAGGAAUUACUGCUCUCGACAAGUUCUGCACUUUUACCUUCCAUUCUUCGAAACAGUGCCCGAGAUUUUCCUGAGAAGAGUAUACCACUUAGACAACAAGCUCUAUCAUACCUGACAGAGUUUCUGAGUUAGACUAAUUUACACUGAUUUCUGAGUCAUUUCAUUACUGGUUUCUUAAAAUAGAACUUGAAAACCUUCCUAACCAGGAAAAGAAUCAGACUCAAACAUUCAAUAACCAAAUUUUUUUCCUUUUUCAUUAGUAACAACAUUCACACUUCAGAGUUUGGUCUUGAAUUUUCAGUUACUCAAUUGUCUAUGUACACGAAACAAAUCUCUUAAAUUCAAUAAAUACGAAAAAUUUCAAAUGAAUCCGAGU